GAAAAAUGGCGUCUCACUGACAGCAGAGGAGCGUUCAUUAUCUAGGUGGUAAAUGGAAAAACAAGGGGUGAACCACCGCUGAAGCAUCUCACUUCAGCAUACAUCGUGCAUUUCCCCUCUCUGGGUUUGCACAUCAGCUGUACACAGAGGUCAUUGAUGGUACCGUGGAAAUACAACGAAUUCAAGGAGAGUGUCACGCCCACCCUACCGAAAAUACGGGAGUGAAAGCGCUCUAUCAGGAAAGCCAUUAAGCCAACCUGCGGUGUCAACGCAGGGGCUUGCUAGCCAUCCAGCUAGCUCAUUAGCCGCAACUACAAGCUGCACGGGCGUCGCUCAACUGACACUAUUCGGUGGUGUUUCUUUUCGCUGACAUCACGAUGUCUGUAGCCGGGUAGAGCACUACGGUAGUCUUAGGUCCUUAAUUUUAAUGUUCGACCACCCCGCAAUUUUUCCAAGGGGAGAGAGAUGGGCUCAGGGGCCGUGGAUUCGUCCCAGUGGCUGUCAGUGAAGGAAGAGACUAUUUUCCUUCACGAUGGGCUCAUUCGGGUGACCGACUUGGCCGAACUGCCCAGUGAGAUUGGGGUUUCGGAGCAAGGGGACACCGAACAAGAGAUCCUCACCUUUGAGACGAAGAACCCCGUGGAGCUAGCGGAGCGCCUGCGUGCGGUGUGCGGCAACCAGAGCAAUGCGUACGCACGGCUGCUGGAGUACCGGCUCAAUGCCCUACGCGGCCUGUGGGGGGCGCAGCGGCAGCUGGCCCUGGAGGAGCAGCAGGACCGUGACCCCGGUGUCCCCGGGCCCUCGGCACCUGGCCCCGUUGUGGGCAGUGGGGGAGGAGGGGCCGGAGGAUCCGGAAUUGGGGGCUCGUCCGGGAACGCGGGAUCGGAUGAGGAGGCCUUGGCUUUGCUAAAGCGGCAAGGCGUGCUGCACCACCACCACUCGCACGGUCACCACGCCCACCAACAAGGGGGACAUGGCGCGUCGGGUGGGCCGGAACAGGCGCCCUUCACCUCCCGCGUUGGCCUGCUGCUGCUGUUCCCGCUGCUGCAGUCCCAGACGCGCAGUGACCCUGCGCUCUGCGGCGUGACGGCCGAGGUGCUGCUGACGUGCCUGCGCGACUGCCAGCCGCUCAGCCUGGGCAAGGAGCCCGCUGACUGCCUAAACGGCCUCGAGGGGCUGCUGUGCACCUGGUUGGAGGAGGGGGGCAUCGGGGGCGGCGUGGGGGCUUCCAUGCCCAGGCCACUUCACGGGAGGCAGAGGGAGAACGCUGCCGCCGCCCUGGUGGCACUCGCCUGUGCCAGGGGUUCCCUGAAGACGUUUAUCCACACAGUCCACCUACUGCAGAAGCAGACGGACCUGGGCCAGCUGCCUGUGGCGGACGUGUUGUACAGGUUGCUGCUGCUGGAGGGGGGUCCAGGCUCCCCGUCGUGUUUACUAGGGGGGAAGCACAGCGUCUCCUGGGGCUUCGAGGACAUGCUGCCCACCCCAGACAGCAACGCCGCCGGAGCCGAGAGCAAAGAUACAGACCUUGGUCGGUGUUUGGCGACGGACGGCCUCUAUCUGUACACCACCAACUCCUUUGGGAGAGGCCUAAGCAAACUGGGCUCGGGGCUGCACGGGACGCUGAGGGGUUUUGUGUAUUGUCGUAACGAGGAGCUGGAGCCUGGCUGGGUGGUCUACAGUAGCGGACGUCUGCUCCAUCGGCCCGCCUCCUUCGAUGCCAAACCACAACAUCUCUGCCAGCUCAUAGACCCACACACACUACAGGUGGUCCAGAUAGUGUCCAUGCCCCCUCACCACUUCCCAGUGGGCAGUAGUCUGACGUCUCUGCACCUGUGUUCGGACGGCACCUACCUGUACUGGGUCUGGUGCCCCGUCAGCCUCAACGAGAAGACCCAGAAAGGACACUCCGUCUUCAUGGAUGUCUUCCAGCUCUCCACGCAGUCGGGUUUGUGCGUGGUGGAGGUGCUGCAGGAGCGCGUGAUCCUGUCCCGGAAGGAGGGCGAGUCGUCCAAGUGUCUGAACGAGCUGCUGCUGAGCCGCAUGUCGCGAUUCAGAGCCUCCCACUCCGCCACGCUCGCCGCCCUCACAGGGUCCGCCAUCACCAACCCCGUCAAGGAGGAGCAGUCAGUGGUGAACACCAGCUGUGGUCUGCCGCUGAAGACGCUGCGUAAGACGCCCAUGUACGUGUGCGGCACCUACCUGGUGAUGGUGGCACCUGCUCCCGGCGUCGCCGGCAGCUCCGCCACACGCUCCCUCUUCGGAGGCACCAGCGGCCUCUCCUCCCUCAAGAUCUUGGCCUCCAGUCUGGUGUUCAACUUGGCGGAUGGGCAGUUCCUAAGCCGUGUGGACCUCAUCGACGCCCCUGGCAGCUCUCUGGGACGUGGGGCCCAGGUUGGGGGACUGGGGGCCUGCUAUGAUGCCCUGAACAACCUGAUCUGGACGUGCUCCAGCGACUACAUGGACCAGUGGUGGAACCCUGGCAACCAGGCCUUCCAUCACGUCUGCCAACGCCUGGGGGUCAGCCACCUCAUCAGAGAACCCACAGACGAGAUGGUGGAGACGGGUCACGUGAUCAGCCAGCUGUUGCACCACGUGGGUGCCAUGUGCAUCCACCAGCUGAACCUGCUGGCGGCGGGCGGAGGCGGCGGGCCCUCGGCCAUGCCCCUGGGCGCCCUGCUGGGCAAGCAGCACCCCAUGGAGGCACGCCACUUCAGCAGCAUCUGCGACAUCAUGGAAAAAGCCAUGGUCAACGGGGACACCUGCAUCAUACGCUGCAUACUUGUCGUCUUUCAGGUGGUCUUCCGGUUCUUCAACCCCCAGUCGGAGCAGAACCGUGAGAGCGUGCGGCGGGCCGGCCUGUUGCUGUGGCAACUGCUGAUGGCUCCCGUCGACCAGAUAGGAACUGAGAUACAGAGGGAGGUGUGCCUGGCCAUCAGUUCUGGUCUGAAUAUCCUGUACCCAGGGGAGACGGACUUUAACAACUUGUUGAAGCUGGUGCUGACAGAAGGUGAGCGGAACAGUGGCCUGUCUCAGCUGCGAGACGUGAUCCUCACCAACCUGUCUGACCAGCUGCAGAAGAACCGCUUCGGCAGUGAGGACGAUGACCACUACAGGUUAAGUGAUGAGCUGCUGCACUACAUCCUGAAGACGGUGGUGAGGGAGUCCUGCCUGCUCAUCACCAAAUGCCAGACGGUCGCCCGCGACGACUUCCACAAGCUCCUGGCCACCGUACCGGUGGCGUCCCCCAGCCUUCGCUACCUCAUGGCGGUCCAGAACCACCUGCUGAGCAACACCAUCCUGCUGAGGCCGGACGAUGCGGACGACAGCGACAGCUCCCUCCAAGGGGAAACAAUGAAGGUACAGGAGCUGCAGACGAGCAUCCUGUCCCUGGCCACCAAGAUCCUGGUGGGCUGUGACGAGGUGCUGGAGACGCUGCAACAGGUCACCACGGCGCUCAUCAACAGCGACAUCAGCGACCGAGACGUCAGGUUGAAGGGUCUAGAGCAGGUAACCAAGGCAACCAUGCUGGGCCACCUGUUGCCGGUGCUGUUGACCUCCCUCAUGCAUCCCAACCUGCAGACGCUAACGCUGGCAGACGCCCUCAUGCCACAGCUAGUACAGCUCGUAUUAUACACCAGCCAGACUGCUCUGCUGCUAAAGACCCAGUCCUCUCUCCUCAUCGAAGGAAGUCCUCUGGAGAGUGGCUCCCUACGGCAAGGGGCUAAGGCACCCCCUACUGACGACAACCUGCGUAUCCUAGAGGAGAGGGAGGAGCCGGGCUUCCUGACGGGCCUGAAGAUCCCCGCCCCCUGGGCCGCCGGCAAGACGGUGGAGACGGUGCACCCGGUGCGGGACAACUACAAGUUCAAGGAGACGGUGCACAUACCGGGCGCCCGCUGCCUCUACCUGCGAUUCGACCCGCGCUGCUCUUCGCAAUACGACUACGACAAGCUGGUCAUCUACGCUGGCCCCAACACAAACAGCCGCAAGGUGACCGAGUACGGAGGCAACACCCUGGGAUACGGCAGCCGCAGUGUACUGGGCACGGGCUGGCCCAAAGACCUCGUCAAGGUUGAGGGGGACACGGUGACCUUCUCCUUUGAGAUGCGAAGCGGCCGGGAGCACAACACGCCAGACAAAGCCAUGUGGGGCUUCUCAUGCACUGUCAGAGCUCAGGAGUCGUCUGAGGACGUGUCGGGGGGUCUUCCCUUCCUGGCGGACCUGGCCCUGGGUCUGUCGGUGCUGGCCUGCUCCAUGCUGCGCAUCCUCUACAACGGGCCCGAGGUCACGCCAGAGGAGGAGGCAUGCCACGACCUGCUCUGCUCCAAGCUGCUGCAGAGGUGCCAGUGGCAGGUGGAGGCUAACGGUGCCAUCUCCCCAGCGCUGACCCCCAGCCCCUCCCCGCUGCCGCUGACCAUCGACGAGGAUCGGGAGUUCACCUACCCGGCCGACGCCCUGGUGCCCCCGCCGGGCCUCAUGCCCGCCGCCUACUGUGACCUGCCGCGCAUACGCCUGCCGCCGGGCAUCAUGGGACGCCUGCGCGAGCUCUCGGGGCGCGCAAGGCCGCAGUUCCGACCCAGCAUCAAGGAGGUGAUCCGUCCGGACGUGAUGGAGGAGGUGAUUGUGUCGUGCGUCAUCAAGCACCUGAUGAUGGUGGACGCCCUGCAGUCCCUGGUCAACUUCCAGUACCGCGAGGAGCACCCCGAGGAGCACGACCUGCUGUGCAAGAUCAUGGCAGAGGCCUUCAAGAAGAUCAACGCCAUGCAGAGACAACUACAGAGUGUGGCAGAGCUGGAGCAGAAGUGGCAUAACGAGGUGGAGGAGGCUCACCAGGGCAAGCUGGAGAACAACACGCCAUUCUUCCAUGACUACCACUUCUUCGAGAACAAGAUGAAGGAGCUGGAGCUGCUGUGCUCCCUGAAGGAGGUGCCUCUGGACUGGAGUGACCUGGAGAACGUGGUGAUGUCACUCAGGGAGAAGUUCUUCCAGGAGGUGUCUGGUGUGCAGCAGGGUCGCUGCUCUCCAUCCAUGGUGAAGACCAGAGCCCUGGUCAGGAGCCUGAUGAACCGCACCGAGCUACUGCUACACGUCACCAUCGCCCCACACUGUAGAAGCCUUACCACCACACCCACGGGCACGCCAGCGUGUAAGUCAGUGUCGGACACUAAGACGGUGUUGCCCACGGUGAAGCAGCCAGCCUUCCUACGCAGCAUGUCAGCCCCCUCAGACCUGGAGAUGAUCGCAAAUCAGGACCUGGAGUUCACACAUAGCACACAGAGGAGGCGCCACCACCCCACCAGCCACCGGAGCAGCUCGUUCACGCUGCUGCAGUCCCUGGCCAUCGAGGACAACCGGGACCGGCCCACCUACAGCGUGCUGCUGGGACAGCUCUUCGCCUUCAUUGGCACCACGCCGGACCAGGCCGUGUCGAGCAGCAGCUUUCUGGCUGCGGCCCAGACGCGGUGGAGACGCGGCAGCACGCGGCGGCAGGCCCUGGUGCACAUGAGGGAACUGCUCACCGCCGCCGUCCGAGUUGGCGGAGUCACACACCUGGUGGGGCCCGUUACCAUGGUACUGCAGGGGGGACCCAGGAUUGAGGAGCUGACGUGUGGCGGCAUGGUGGAGCAGGUCCAGGAGGCGUUUGGGGAGACCAUGACCUCGGUGGUGUCCCUCUGCGCCCGAUACCCCAUCGCCUGCGCCAACAGCAUCGGCAUGCUCUGCACCAUCCCCUACACCAGGAGUGAGGAGCAGUGUCUGGUGCGCAGUGGCCUGGUGCAGCUGAUGGACCGGCUAUGCAGCCUGAGUAGCCAGCGGGAGAGCAGCUCCAGCGAGAAGCAGACCCGCAAGCAGAAGGUGGCCGCCAUGGCCUGGGCCGCCUUCCAGGUGCUCGCCAACCGCUGCAUCGAGUGGGAGAAGGUGGAAGGCGGCUCGGCCGACACGGUGCACUCUGGGCUGGCCAGACAGGUGUCCACGCUGCUGACCAAUCAUCUGGCGCGCGCCACCGAGUGCUGCGGCAACCAGGCGGCAGGCAACGACGCUCUGCAAGACGUACUCAGCCUGCUCAACGACCUCUCCAGGAGCCACAUUGGCAAGGCCAUCCUGAGCCAGCCGGCGUGCGUGUCCAAGCUGCUGUCGCUGCUGCUGGACCAGCGGCCGUCUCCCAAGCUGGUGCUGAUCAUCCUGCAGCUGUGCCGCGCGGCGCUGCCGCUGAUGAGUGUGGAGGACUGCGGCCGCGUGGCCCUGCCCUCCUGGAGCUACUCCAUACACGCCCUGGAGGCCGAGCAGCGCGACGCCAGCGACCCCGCCUCACGCAUCGCCGCCCUGCUGCUGGCCAAGCUGGCAGACUACGUGGUGCCAGGCUGCCAGACGCUGCUGUCCCCCAGCUUGUCCGACCUGGAUGCCAGCCUGUCCCGCUCCAGCCCCAAGGGGGCGCUCAAAUCAGACAAGGAGGGCGGCGAGGAGAGCGAGGCUGUGGACGGCAAGCUGUCCAUCUUCAUCCACAAGCGAGAGGACCAGUCUUCCCACGAGGUGCUGCAGCCCCUGCUCAGUAGCUCGGAGGGACGGCCGUUCCGCCUGGGUACGGGAGCUAACAUGGAGAAGGUGGUGAAGAUGGACAGGGACAUGACCAAGACGGGCUGCUGUGAGGUGGUGACAGAGGAGGCCGCGGCGGCCCUGAGGAAGGCCAACAAGUGGGCCCAGUCUGGGCUGAUCGUCAGCGUGGGGCCCCCCGUGGAGACCCUGGCUCAGGAGACGUCUGGGGCCACCACCACCGGGGACAAGAAGAAGAGCGCCCAGACCGCUGUCUGCAGAGACAGGAACGCGGACCUCGCCAGGUCGGACCCGGUGCGUCCCUUCAUCAGUGGCCAUGUGGCCAACAGCAUGGCUGCCGAGGUCAUCGCUCUCCUCCACAGCCUCCUCACCGCCCCUGAGUCCAACACCGCACAGAUCUGGACCAGCACCGCAGAGAAGGUGUUGUCUCGGGCGCUGAUGUUCAUCCCGCAGCUGGGCAAGUAUGCGGAGAGCAUCCUGGAGAGCGGCAGCAGCAGCGGCAGGAAGCUGGCCACACUGCAGGCCAUCGGCAGGCAGGCUGUCGCAGCACUCUGCGCCCUGGGGGGCUUCAAGGAGACCAUCAAGAUCGGAUCAGAGGUCCAGGUGGUGGGUAAAGGUGUGCUGGGCAGUGUAGGCGUGGUGAUGUCCAUUAACGAGCAAGAGGGCAUUGCCACAGUGAAGUUCCCAUCAUGCGAGUACAGGCGAGCGUGCAAGGCCUCAGACGUGCUGACUGUGCCCAUAUCACGCCUCUGCACCCCGCGCUCAGAGGCGCUGCCCCUGUACAAGCUGUCCAUCACGGAGAAGGUGGUGCAGGCGGUGCAGUCCAUGCUACUACCACAAGAGGGCAGUCUGUCCAUCCACACCUCGCUGCCCGCAUCAGGGGACGGCUCCAGCCCCGUCAUGGCCGCCGUGCGGCUACUGGCAGAGAUACGCACCAGGGCGUGCCUGGUGAUGGCUCAGCUGCUGGAGGACAGCAUGUUCUGUGAGGAGUUUAUCCAACAGUGUCCUGCUGCGGUGGAGGUGCUGAACCUGGUGGCCCAGGAGUGCAGCCCUGGUGAGCGUUUGGGCAUGGUGGAGUCUCAGUGUGAGCGUCUGAGGAUGCUCUACCGAGACUGCGCCCGCCCCCCUCCUCCCCCGCUCCAGACCGACAGGCGACAGCCCAAGGAGAUCACGUGGUGCCCGUCGCGGGUCUUCCCCCCGGUGCGCGCCUGCAUGUUCUCCUCCCACCUGACCUCCGUGACCUUCCUGGCCGACCCCAGUGCAGGGGGCGGGCUCCCCCGGGGCACCUUCAUCUACGCCACAUCACCUGUGCCUGUGCAGGCUCCUUCCUUCUACUGGGAGAUUGAGAUUGUUUCCUAUGGAGAUUCAGAAGAUGACAGUGGCCCCAUUGUAUCCUUCGGCUUUGCCACCGAGGCGGAGAAGAGGGACGGGGCCUGGACCAACCCAGUGGGCACCUGCCUCUUCCACAAUAAUGGCCGAGCUGUGCACUAUAAUGGCUCCAGUCUACUGCAGUGGAAGAGUGUGCGGCUGGACGUGGCACUGCUGCCUGGUGAUGUAGCAGGUAUUGGGUGGGAGCGCUCGGAGGGCACCCCUCCGCCCCCGGGCCAGCCCCCCAAGGGGCGUGUGUACUUCACCUACUGUGGCCAGAGGCUCAGCCCCUACCUGGAGGAGGUGGCCGGGGGCAUGUGGCCGCUCGUACACAUCCAGAAGAAGAACACGAAGAUCCGUGCCAACUUUGGCUGCCGCCCGUUUGCGUACGCAGAGGGCCAGGCGCACCGCAAUGCGGCCGACCUGUGCGUGGACCUGUCGGAGGAGAUCAGCGCCAACUUCGAGGCCCUGCCCUUCGCCAUGGCGUCGGACAGCGACAACGAUGCAGGCACCAGCGUGGCAUCUGACCCCGGCUCCCAGGGUCCGCCCUGCCGCAUCGCAGCCGUGGCAACCACCCAGCAACAGUACAACAGCGAUGCGUCGUGCCACUACAAGGUGGAGCUGAGUUAUGAGAACCUGGUGACCUCGGGGCCCGACUCCCACCCCCCGCCCCUGGCAGACGAUGAGAGCGACGAUGAGGAUGACGAGGACAUGCCCAGGGAGGAUCACUAUGCCCUGUUGGUGAAGGCCUGGGAGACGAAGGUGUUCCCCACCAUCCGGCGGCGCUUCCGUAACGAGGCGGAGAGGAAGUCUGGCCUGGACCAGAUCAAAGGAGCCCUGCAGCUCGGCAUGGUGGACAUUGCCAGGCAGACGGUGGAGUUCCUGUAUGAGGAGAACGGCGGCAUCCCCAUUUACCUUCCCACCAUAGAGGACAUCAAGGACGAGGCCAACAAGUUCACCAUCGACAAAGUCCGCAAAGGGCUGAUGGUGGUGAUCCGUUGUCCAGACAGCAACAACACCAGUAGCACCACGGGGGGCAUGGCACUGCCCAAGUUCGCCAUCAGGGGCAUGCUCAAGACCUUCGGCCUGCACGGGGUCGUCCUGGACGUGGACUCGGUGAAUGAACUCGUGCAGGUGGAGACGUACCUGCGUAGCGAGGGUGUGCUGGUGCGCUACUGGUACCCCAUCGAGAUGCUGGAGCGCCCCCCGGCUGGCUCUCGCAGAACUGCGGCCAACGGCCUUGUCUCUCUGGACAGCAGCAACAUCCAGAUACACAGGGAGCUGUUGAGGUGUGAGAGUGCGUUGGCGCGCCUCUACUGCCGCAUGGCACUGCUCAACAUCUUCGCCCCCAAGAGUCCCCACACCUUCACGCGGCUCUUCCACAUCCCGGCCGUGCGAGACAUCACCCUCGAACACCUGCAGCUCCUCUCCAAUCAGCUGCUCGCUCCACCACUGCCAGACGGUACGAUCAGCUCCAGCUCCAUCCUGCUGGCCCAGUCGGUGCUGCACAACCUGCAGGGCCAGAGCUGCUCCCCCACGGAGCUCUUCUACCAGGGCAACGCCCAGACCAUCUCCGAGUGGCUGACCGUGGCCAUCACGCGCGCCCUGCACCAGGGGGACGACAGCCUGCUCGACCUCACCAAGCAGAUCUGCUGCUUCCUGCAGAACGCUCCUGAUCAGUUCACCUCUGAGGAGUUCCCUGUGACCGAGUCCAAGGUCAGCAUGGACGUCAACUUCCCCGGAGCUGCUUUUGUGGUCGUCUCCUGCAAGGAGAGCCAACAGGGAUGCCGCAAAGACUCUUCGCUCUACAAGGCCCCGUGGGCGCGGGUGCUGGUGUACGGCCUGGGCCACAAGGUGCGGCGUAACGGCCAGCUGAGUCUGAUGGAGGCCGUGUGCUACCCUCUAGACGCCUCGCCCUCCAACACGGGGCUCACGCCACCACCCACCACACACCAGUACCCCUCCAUAGUCAUACCCACCGACAAGGUUCACAUCAAACUGGGUGUUUCGCCUCCUCCUGGCACGGUGCUGGUACUGCACUCGCUGCCUCUGGAGUUUCCGCUGGCCAUGGCCUUCGCGGAGCAGCUGCUGACGUGGACGCUAGGCGAGGGGGGCGGAGAGCAUGGCAGCUCAGACGACGAGGCCGACACCGUGCCCUCAGCCGUGCUGCUGCAGGUGGUCGAGCUGCUCGGCGGCCUCCUGUGGACCACGGACCUGGCUCCCUGCAUCAAGGAGCUGCUGUUCCACCUGCUGGCGGAGCUGUUCCGCAAGAUCCACCAGCUGGAGCAGCGUCGCAGCCUGGGCAGCCCCAACCCGCCGGCGGCCCUGCUCUCCAGCUCCAUCGCCCUGCUCCUCAACCCCUGCCUGGCCGUGCUCAUGGCCCUGCAGAGCGAGCUGCGCAAGCUGUACGACCGCGAGACGCAGGGCUGGCUGCAGACCGUCGGAGGCGCCAGCGGAGGGGGAGGUGUUGGGAGUGGCGGUUCGUCCGGGGCUCAGGCUGCGGCAGCAGCAGCAGCAGCUGCGGCGGUGGCCCUGGCCUCGGAGCAGAGCCGCUUCUCCACGUACUUCCACGCGCUCAUGGAGGUCUGCCUGGCCGUGGCCGAGGUCACCCUGCCGCUCAGCGUGGGCGGCUCGGGUUCCGGCUCCGUGGGGGUCGGAGGCGGCGGUCCGGGAGGUCCCGCCCUCACGUCCUCCAGCGCCCCCAACCUCAGCGACUCUUCCUCCUCCUCGUCAUCCUCGCCGGGCCAGACGCCACACAGCCCCAGCCUGCUGUCCAAGCGCAAGAAGGUGAAGCUGAAGCGGGAACGCGGCGCGGUGGCUACAAUGGCAGCGGCAGCGUCGGGAAAACGCGGCUCCGGCGGCGCGGCACACCUCUCCGAGAGCGACAGUGCCUUGCUCAACAUGGCGGGCGGCAAACCCGAAGACAUGCUGUGGUUCCACCGCGGGCUCACGCUACUCAUCAUCCUGCGGCACCUGGCCAGCAAGGACCCCCAGGGGCUGAGCGUCACAGGGGACGCGGUAGCAGAUGCGUGCCAGGCCCUGGUGGGGCCCACGGCCCACAGUCGUCUGCUGGUCAUCUCGGGCGUGCCCACUCACCUGGAGGAGUCCGCCGUGCGCUCGGCCAUCAGGAGGGCCUGCAACGCUCACGGGGGGCUGUUCAAGGACGAGAUCUUCAUCCCCCUGCAGGACGAGGACCCCAAGAAGCCCAUCAAGGGCUGCGUGCCCACGCCACAGGACGGGAGGCCCCCGGCGGAACGCCUCACCCCCGCUGCAGGCCCCCAGGGAGGCAUGGUCCAUGUGGGUCCCGUGAUGGGUGUGGGGGGCCUUGUAGUAGUCAGUGGUCUUGGGCCCCGGGCUGAGAGCCCCGACAGCUCCAGCAGUGCCACCCCCGCACGCAGCGUCACCGCCUCCAACUCCGCCUCCACCAGCCAGACCUCCGUCUGCAGCUCCUCCCAGGGUGGAGGAGGAGGAGGUGGAGGAGGUAGUGGAGGGUCUCGGACCGCCAGCGAGCUCUCUGUAGACCAGGAGCCGUUGCCUGGUUCUCCUGCCGCAGCGGCGGCUGCAACUGGUGCUAAUAACCUAGUGCCUCCACCCACCCCGCCGCCCCCUCCACCACCACCAGCACUGGGGCCAGGCGGGGUAGGACACCACCACCACCACCACCCUGUCCCGGGCCAGGAGCCCCCUCACAACGUGUCCAGCCAGGAGAGCCUGGACAUCUCGCUGUGCAGCACGGGGAGUUUGGGGAGCCUAGGGAGUCUCGGGGAGCCCCCGGAUAGCGCAGGGUCGGAUGCAGCCUCGGGGUCGGACGCCGGCUCCAUGUACACAGUGACCUCGCUGGACAACAACGCCAGCCUCAGCCGCCCCAUCAAGGGAUACGCAGUCAUAGAGGUCAGAGCUCGUGCCAAGGUGGAGAAGAUCAGGGCCAGCCUCUUCAACAGCAGCGACCUGAUUGGCUUGUCCAGCCUGGAGGGGGAGGAGGAGCUUAUGGAGAUGACCAAUGAGGAGAUCCUGACGGCCUCCAGUGUCAACCAGAGCCUGUUCGACACGCAAGGCAGCUCCGCUCUGGAGGACUACUUCCUGGAUAAGACCAUACGAGGUGACAAGCUGGUCCCGGGUGCGCGCGACGUGCUGACGGACAUCUAUAAGAGCUGCAUUCUGUCGGAGCAGAUGCUGAGCCUGACCCCGGCCAAGCCCUUCAAGGUCACGGACGUCUACCUCAGCAAGGAGCAGAUCAACUCGCAGACGCCCGGCAACCUGCUGCAUGUCUUCUUCACGCACGUGCGGCCGCCCAAGAAGGUGCUGGAGGACCAGCUCACGCAGGUAAUUCUGCGGAAGUACGGCACGGCAAAGCCGAACAAGAGCAAGUACAGCAAGGCAGGCAAGGAGCAGCACCAGGGCAAAGUAGUCAGCACCAAGAGAGCCAUCACCAAGCCACCCAGCAAGGAGAAGAGUGUACUCAACAGCGUCAGGACGGCGCUGAGUGAGAAGAAGCCGGUGCUUAAGCCAAAGUCUCCAGAGAAGGCUCGGCCAGACGAGAAGGACCUGGAGAAAUCCCCCGCCAAGAAGCUAGAAGUGCCAGAGGAGAAGUACCUGACUCUGGAGGGUUUCCACAAGUUUGCAGUGGACCGGGCCAAGCAGGACAUCCGCAGUGUGUGGCGGGCCGUACUGGCCUGUGGCUACGACCUCCACUUCGAAAGGUGCACGUGUAUCGACGCGCGCCAUGCCCAGAAGGCGAGCCGCAAGUGGUCCCUGGAGAUGGACGUGGCGCUGGUGCAGUACAUCAACCGGCUGUGCCGCCAUCUUGCCAUCACCCCCGCACGACUCCACCCCCACGAGGUCUACCUCGACCAGUCGGACGCAGCCGACCCCCGCGUAGCCUGCCUGCUAGGUGUCCCGGUGGAGAGUCUGCGUCUGCGCUUCGCUCUGCUGCAGUCCCUCAACAACACGCUGGAGAGCUUCUUCCUACCACUGGUGGAGCUCAGGCAGACGCACACCUACCAGAACAGCAUCGCAGCCCUGCUCCGAGACGCCAAAGGUUUGAUCUUCUACGACACCAAAGUGACUGUGAUGAACAGAGUCCUCAACGCCACCGUGCAGCGCACAGCUGAUCACGCGGCCCCCGAGAUCACACUGGACCCCCUGGAGAUAGUAGGAGGUGAGAUCCGCUCUCCAGAGAACACCUAUUUCUGCCAGGCGGCGCGGCAGCUUGCAACGGUGCCCUCGUCACAGCUGUGUGUGAAGCUGGCCAGCGGGGGAGACCCCACCUACGCCUUCAACAUCCGCUUCACUGGGGAGGAGGUCCACGGAACCAGCGGGUCGUUUCGUCAUUUCCUGUGGCAGGUGUGUAAGGAGCUGCAGGGCUCGGCGUUGUCUCUCCUGCUGCCCUGCCCCAGCGCCGCAGCCAAUCGCAACAAGGGCAAGUUCAUCCUGACGCCGUGCCCCAUCAGCUAUGCGGAGGAGCAGCUGCUGCACCUGCUGGGCCAGCUGCUGGGCAUCGCCAUCCGGGCGGACGUGCCGCUGCCCCUGGACCUGCUGGGCUCCUUCUGGAAGGGGCUGGUGGGGGAGCCCCUGGACCACGACGCCGACCUGCAGGAGGCUGACCUGCUCACCUACAACUACGUCAAGAAGUUCGAGAGCGUGUGUGACGAGUCUGAGCUGGAGGCGUUGUGUGCGGAGAUGGCGUCUCAGGGCCACGGGGCGGGUGAGAGCCCCGACUCCCCCAGCCGGCCCUGCUGCACCUUCACCUACAUCACCAUGACCGGCGAGGAGGUGGAGCUGUGUCCCGGGGGACGACACCUGCCCGUCAGUUGGGAGAACAAGGACGUGUAUGCGCGUGCGGUGCGAGCGCUGCGUAUGCGUGAGCUGCAGAGCGUGGAGUGCAUGGCGGCGGUGAGGGCGGGACUGGCCUCCAUCAUCCCCCUGCAGCUGCUCACCAUGCUCAGCCCCCUGGAGAUGGAGCUGCGCACCUGUGGCACGCCGCACAUCAACCUGGAGUUCCUCAAGGCCCACACCAUGUAUCAGGUGGGGCUGAUGGAGACGGACCAGCACAUCGAGUUCUUCUGGACGGCGCUGGAGAUGUUCACGCAGGAGGAGCUGUGCAAGUUCAUCAAGUUCGCCUGCAACCAGGAGCGCAUCCCCUUCACCUGCCCCUGCAAGGACGGGGGGCCCGACACCGCACACGUGCCACCGUACCCCAUGAAGAUUGCACCGCCUGACGGCACCAUCGGUUCUCCAGACUCUCGCUUCAUCCGCGUGGAGACGUGCAUGUUCAUGGUGAAGCUGCCACAGUACUCCUCUCUGGACGUCAUGCUGGAGAAACUGCGAUAUGCCAUACACUACCGCGAGGACCCCCUCAGUGGAUAAACACACACACACACACACACACACACACACACACACACACACACACACACACACACACACACACACACACACACACACACACACUGGAUUCACCAUCCACUACUGCAAGGAGCCCUUCGGUGGAUACCCCCCCCCCCAGCAGAUAACCUCCCAACUCAAAUAACUUCUCCCUGCCAUCAACUCCUCCUCAGUCCCCCACCUCUGUAGGCCAAAUCCCAACCUCCACUCCAUGUAUCAGUAUGUCUUCUCUACCACUUUCAUCCCCACAGUUGCCCUCUUCUGGAAAUGCCCUCUCUAGUCUGCAUCCCACACUCCACUCCACUCCAGAAUCCCCUGCAUCCCACUCCCUGCUCCGCUCCCCUCAACAGUGCUCUCUGACGCCCCCCACAGGGAGGCAAAAGAAGUGGAGUCUACUUACGUAUCUACUUCAGUCGAUGACUACUACUGGUUAUUUUAGAAAUCCACCGUCGCAUUUGCUGUGAGGUGGUUUUCUCUCUCCCCCGGCCUCUUCUCUUCUCGCGAAAUGGAGCUUUGCUAGAGGGGGGGAGGGGCUGGACUACUAAUGGAAGAUUAAAGCCACCAUCGGCUAGUCUGUAGUCUGAGGUUUUUGUCGUUUUGUUUUUUAUUAUUAUUAAUUUAUUUUAAUGAUUCGCAUCUUCUCAUUUUCUCCUCAAUCUUAUCUCCCUCUCUCUGCCCAAGAAGGACUGUUUUUUUUAAUGAUUGUUUUUUAAGUAAUUUUAUUUUUGCGUCAGGCCUUUUCUUCAGUGCAGUGAGGUUGAUUCGCAGCUUUAAAUCCAGGGAGAAGAGGACAGGAGAAGGAAGAGGAGCAGCUUUGUGGAGGUGCCUGUUCUUACCGCCAGUUAUAAAAGUCCACACACAGCCAAUGCAGAGGCCAGCCCAGCACACCAGAGAGAGUGACUGACUGGCUUGAAUGAGUGAAGGUGGGAGUGAUAAUUGAAGAUCUCUGAGGCCUUCACGACUGUUAAAGCAACAGUGUGAUGGAGCGGGCAUAAGUAGGGCUGUGGUUGCGCUCUGACUGUCAUAUCAUGUCAACGAGCCUGGUUCUUUGGCUGUCAUAUCGCAUUAACGAGCCUGGUUCUUUGGAGCACCAAACUUGUGAUUUCUUUCACACACCUCGGCAGACAGGUGCGUAGGAGAUGGCCCAUGGGUCACUAGUCAAUAGACGAUUUGAAACAACUCAUGCAACACUGACCAUUUCGCUGUGGUUUUGUUAAAUGUGUCUGGUGAAGGUGGAAACACAUCGUGUAUUAAAGAAAAAGGCGCAAUGGUCA
Messenger RNA from Engraulis encrasicolus (European anchovy), 15578 nucleotides. Its product is annotated as probable E3 ubiquitin-protein ligase HECTD4. NCBI's taxonomy places the organism in Eukaryota, Metazoa, Chordata, Actinopteri, Clupeiformes, Engraulidae. The record is from RefSeq and is a predicted model, not a curated record. The coding region runs from base 466 to 14286 and encodes 4606 amino acids. Gene Ontology annotation, biological process: glucose homeostasis. Gene Ontology annotation, molecular function: ubiquitin-protein transferase activity. The transcript has 81 exons.